CCCCUGGAAGGAAAUGACGGGCAGGAGGGAUAAACUUCCUGGGUUGUGGCUGAGGGAGGCGGCAGCGAUGGCUGCGACCGGCGGCGCUCGGGGUUCUAGCUGAUGCCCAGGCUUCCUUGGAAUGAUGCCGUCCCGUACAAAUCUGACUGCUGGGAUUCCCAGCAGCAAAGUGAAAUAUUCCAAGCUCUCCAGCACUGAUGAUGGAUACAUUGACCUGCAGUUCAAGAAGAGCCCACCAAAAAUCCCCUACAAGGCCAUUGCCCUGGCUGUUGUGCUCUUCAUGAUUGGGACCUUCCUCAUCAUCAUCGGAGCCCUCCUGUUGGCAGGAUACAUCAGCAAAGGGGGGGCGGAUCGGGCUGUCCCUGUGCUCAUCAUUGGGAUCCUCGUGUUCCUGCCCGGCUUCUACCACCUCCGCAUCGCCUACUACGCUUCCAAAGGCUACCGGGGCUACUCCUAUGAUGACAUCCCAGAUUUUGAUGACUGAACCAGAUAUUUAAUCCCAUUUUUAUCCUUAGAUUGGCAGUAAGAGCUCUUAGUUACCCCAGAGGGAGCCUGGGAGACCGUAGAUGAAGUAUCAGCCCCAAGAUGCCAGCUCUGCUGUCGAGGUGGGGCAGAUUUUUCAGCUGGGGGGUUGGGUUGGAGGGGGUUGAGCAGGGAAGUGACCAGAGGGAUUGCAACACAAGGGGGGGAGGACAUGGGAUGAUUUGUAUUUUUCUUCUUUCAGUGACAUCCUGUUGGUUGCUUGUAAGAAGUUCUUGGGCAAGGCCAUUCGAGCAGUUUUCCAAAAAUAGAUUAAGUCCGUUUUGGCAGCAAAAAUUACUUGGUUGUUGAUUGGGGUUUUUUUUUUCCUGUUUUAUAGAGUUUGUUUUAGUUUUCAGUGAGAUUGUGGCUAUCACUGGGUUCACCUCUGCAGACAAACACCAUAGUUUAAGUCUCCUUUUGCUUCCUGUCCAUUAGAAAUGCUUCCAGUCUGCUUGUCUGAUGAAAUUCAGAUGUGAGUAAGGGGGGGAGGAAACUGCACUUGGAUGAACUCUUGAGAUGUUGUGCAUUUGCUACCUGCCCCCUCUUGCCAGACUGACCAAGCUCAUUUCCUCAGCAAACAUUCUUCCAGGGCUGUUUCUCAUGCCACUGUUACUUCUGGCCAAAUCUGCUUAUCCUUUAAAAAGACUGUUGUUCUGUUUUGCUUAUUAUUUUUAAACAAACUGAAUGGGUACAGGGAGAAGAAUUGGAAUCUGGACCAGGACUCAAAUGUCCAAAUACCAAAAAUCUUGGUUAUGACUAGUGUGGAGGUUGGAGAUACUUGCAUUCCAGCUGUCUGUAUGUAUAUUUAUCCUUGUGCAUAAUUCCCCAGACCAGUAAAAAGAAAACCUCUGUAUAGUUUGUACUGAAUAAAUCCCCUUUGCAUUGUU
This is a messenger RNA of Apus apus (common swift), 1409 nucleotides long. RefSeq names its product transmembrane protein 230 (gene TMEM230). The transcript is spliced from 4 exons. NCBI's taxonomy places the organism in Eukaryota, Metazoa, Chordata, Aves, Apodiformes, Apodidae. Gene Ontology annotation, cellular component: endomembrane system; synaptic vesicle. The record is from RefSeq and is a predicted model, not a curated record. The coding region runs from base 122 to 484 and encodes 120 amino acids. Gene Ontology annotation, biological process: synaptic vesicle transport.